Messenger RNA from Styela clava, 2267 nucleotides. RefSeq lists its product as uncharacterized. The record is from RefSeq and is a predicted model, not a curated record. NCBI's taxonomy places the organism in Eukaryota, Metazoa, Chordata, Ascidiacea, Stolidobranchia, Styelidae.
UACACUGAGAUGGCGUCAAACGGCGAUAUUGGAUCGGUUCUAUUGAAACUUCAAGAUUUGAAAACAAGUGAAUAUUUCAGCGAUGAGGCUGGAAUUCAUAUCGAUGCUGUAGUUUCCUGUAUAAAGGAGCUUUAUGACAGCACUGCAAAACUGCGAAGCGAUCACGAAACCGCUACUAUUCAGUCAGGAGUUCUUCGCCACAAACUAGCGGAUAUGAGAAAUGAUGUUCCGUCAGAACUGAAUGAAGCAGUAGAUAACGCAAAUAACUUUAAUAAAAAAGAAACGAUUGAAUUGAAGGAACAAAUAAAAAGUCUUCAGAAUGAAAUAGAAAAAGCCGAAGAGGACGAGAGAAAAGUAAAACUUGAAAAUGAGAGAUUAUUUGUGAGAGCGGACGGAGCAAAUCAGAUGUGGCCGAAAAUGACAAAUAUCGUUGGAAGUGCCUUACGAAGAAAAUCCAUUGCCCAGUUGUAUGUCAACGAUACCAGGUGCAAGACUAUGGAUGUCCAUCGAAGAGCUAUAUCUCUCGGCAAAGAAGCUGAAGAAAUGUGUCAAGAUGUCGAAGAUUACUGGAACUAUUGCUACGUUCAAAUGUCAAAAAUAAAAGCUGAUGCUGACAGAUGGAAACAGAGGAUAGUUGAACAAGAUGAACGUACUGAGGAAGCAAAAUCGCUUUUUGCUAUCGUUGAUCAACAAGUGCGAGAAUCAAAAAUGCGACUAAAUUCACAAGAACAAAUCACCAACAAUCUGAACGAGAAAGCAGAACUUGCUCGUGCUAAAAAAGAAAAACAGAAAACCAUUCUUGCAAACAAGAAAAAGAGAUUUCAAGAAGCGAUUGAAGAGAGAGAUCACUUUCAACAAUCUUUAGAAGAUACAAAAAUUUAUUAUAAAGAAGUAAUACAACAACUUCGAACUAAAGAGAAUACUAUUGAAAAUGAAAUUGAAAAGAGUCUGAUUGAACGUAGAGAGCUCAUAGGAAAUACCGAGGAAACGCGGGAAUUACUGAAUGACAAAAAGAAUGAAUCAAAUGAAAAAAUAGAAGAUAGAAAAAUGCAGAAAACUAUUAUGGUGGAAUCAAACAAUUUGAUUGGUACAGUACUGGAAGAUGCGGCAGGGGCUAAAGCUGAAAGAGAAAAACUCAAGAAAAAAAUUGCAGCUGUUCUUGAAGACAGAGAUCUCACCAGGAAAAGCUAUUCAAGGGAAAUUGAAAAGUUGAAUGAAUAUUUAGACAAAGAAUCAUCCACAAGGCAAGAAAUAGAAGCAGAAUAUGAACUUUCCUUAGAAGACUUAGAUCGAGAAGAAAGACAACAGACUGAAUUUAUGGAAGAAAACAAAACAAUAAUGGAAUCAUUCAUUGCGAAAAAAGAACUUUUGAAACGAACUCAAAAUGAAACUCAAGACGGGGAACACGAUUAUAGAGUUAGAAAAUCAAAAAUAGAAGAUGAAAUUGAAAUGAGUAACAGAUACUAUGAAAUUACCAUCGUGGAGUUAAGAAACGAAAUAGAACAAGCUAAGAUCAGAGUUCAAAGUACAAAGGAACUAGUUGCCAUCUUACAAGAGAAAACUGCAUUAAUAGAACCCCUAUUCUUGCAAACUAAAGACGAGUUUCGUAAUUCUAAAAAAGAACAUGAUGAAGCAAGAGAUAAAACAGUGGAAUUGAAUAGAAAAUAUAAAGAUAUGUGCGAUGAAAGUGAACGAAGCGUCAUACAAACAGUCAAUUUGGAGAAGGAAAAAAAGAAGCUUCAACAGGAGCUAGAGGAAGUCAAUCAUGAAGUUAUUCAAGAAAUCCAAAAUCUAGAUGACGUCAGUUUAGUUAAUCUUGAUCUUCACAAAGAAAUGAAGCAGCAUGAUAAAUUAUUCAGAGAAAACAACUUGUUUUCAAACGCUUGUGAAAAGCUAAGGGCUAAAGUAGAUGACGAGAAAACAAAAAUUGAUCACACCGAGAAAUGCCUUUCACAAAUGGAGGCUUCUCAAGAAAACAUUCAACAAAAGUUAGUCCAACUAAUCGUAGAAGAAAUGGAAUUAACAGAUUUGGCAAGAGAAAGAGAUGAGGAAUUGAUAGAUGACAUAGCUGCCAAAAAGAACUUUUCAGAUAAUCGACGUCGUAUAUUGGAAGGAGUUACAGAUAAGAUGUCACGUGUUUUGAGUUCUAUAGAAAAAUUGCAAUCGGAGGAUGUAUCUGCAAGAAAAAAACUUAAUAUAUAAUUGUUUUGACAUUUUGUAUUUGCUUGCAUUUUUUAUUACUUGAAUAAAUCUUCUAAAGACUUUGA